AGAUGGCGACAUGUGUGUGUUGUCAGUUAUGAUGGUGAAGUGGAAACUUAGAAGGUUUGUGAUCUAUUGAAAUGUGUACAGUGUAUAAUGUCAGAACAAAGACGUGCUACAUUAACACCGUUUGGAAAGAGUGAUAAAAAAUCCAGCAAGUCACCUCAAAAAACUGUUAGGUUAACCUUUACUUUAUCUGAUCCCAAUGAAAAUUCGUGUCCUGUGUUCGACUAUGUUGCAGCUGUGAAGACGGAAGAGCGGAAGAAAUUAAAGAAGCAUAGAGAAGAAAAGGAUAAAAAACCCAAUGGAUGUCUCGAUCCUUUUGAAGAUAACGACGAAGACGUCAAACGUAUUGCCCGACAAUUUGAGGCCAAAUAUGGCGAUAGGAAGAAGCUCAAAUCUUACGCAGAACUCGGAGCCGGCUACGAUGAAACUGAUCCGUUCAUCGAUAACACGGAUGCUUACGACGAGACACUUCAGGAGGAUCAGGAGACGGCAUGGGGAGGCUACUACAUCAACAGCGGACCUCUGGAACUCAAGAGGGUGGAAGUGUCGGACCAAUCGGACGCGGACGAGGUUAAGAAACGAGGGCGAAAGAGAUCGCUUCCGGUGAUAGACGAAGAAGAAGACGAAGAGGAGGAGGACGAUGAAGAGGACAAAGAGUGUGAAGAAGAAGAAGCAGAAAAGGAAGCCGAUGAAAAUGGGGAGGUAGAGGAGGCUAAACCAGUUUUUGAAAAUGGUCCUCCAGAACCGAAGAAAACAAAACUUGAAGAGGAGAGGCCUGAGCUUGAAAAGCCGCCUACUCCAAGCUACAACGGAGUGAGCGAACACCUCUCUGUGAAGAAGAAAAAGAAAAAGAGAAUGGUCAUCGAAGAUGACACUGAUGAGACUGGUAGCAAAAAUAAAAAAGCCAAAACCGUAAAAGCUCUUCUGGAAGAGAAAAGGAUACAAGAGCAACCAGUGAAAGCCCAAGAAGAACCAAAGAGGCAGGUGGCAAGCGAGACCAGUAUAGCCGAAGCAAUUGAAUCUGUCGUCAAUGCUGGACACAAUCACGACGAGAAUUCCAACAGCUCAACCAGCUCACAUUCUGCCCCAACAGGCUCAUCGUCUGCGUCGGAAGACAGUCAAGACGGCAAGCCGAGCGCCUCACCCCCUCCACUACCUGAGAAUCUGUUACCUGAGAUAACAACGUUGGUGGAACAGAUCAAGCAGACCGCUUCCACCACGGACAACACUCGGAAAACAUUCCAUCCAGACAUCAACACAUGUUUGAUUAGGUUGGAGUGGAAGACGAGAGAGUUCUCUGCGGCAAAUCGCAACAUGUUGUUCGCUCAUCUCGCUCACCACAUGCCGUGUACGAAGGACACUCUGAUGAGACGGGCCAAGAAACUCUUCUUGGAUAGAGAGGAAAGUCAAAUAGACAACAUCGUCUGCAAGCUAAAAGCAACCAUAGACGCCACCAUGCCCACUAUCCUUGAAAAGUACCAGAAAGACUGUCAGAAAAUCGCAGAGGAAAAGGGUAUUCCUGCAAACGAUAAUACACCUGGAGGAGAUAACCAAACUCCAAGCCCCGGUGAUGCCAAAAUGCCCAAGAGAAAAUUCCCUUGGACUGACGAAACGAGAGGUUAUCUUCUCAGCAUCAUCAAAUGUAAGCAGAGGUGUUAUAAGGUUUGCAAACCGAGGAAGAGCACCUGGGAAGAUUAUCUGAAGACAUUCCUCCACUCUGCGAUACGACCGCUGUGGCCGCCCGGCUGGAUGAAAACCUCCGCAUUGAACAAGGAGUUCUCUCGUUCACCCAGUAAAUCCAAAAGCUCUUCCCAUCACCUCGGCAAGGUGGAUUUGUCUCGAACACCGAGUAAUGCUUCUUCUUCUACCAACAACGGCUUGGUGAACGCCACCCCAUGUGGAGACAGUUCACAGAGCUCAACCCCGCUUGCUGCAAAGGCCGGAGCCGAUCCGAUAAAUCUUCUUUCGAAAAUCACCUCUUCGUUCACCCCUACGAGCCAUAAGAAAUCUCCUCACCCGAUUGAAAAACCCGAGUUCUCGAUGGAUUGUCUUCUCAAAAGGACUAGCGAAAGCAUUCCCGACUACAACACCACCUUGAUAGAUUUGAUGAAGAAUGAUACUUCACUCGUUAACGGUUUAUCACUGCCUUUAAAUGUAAAUAAUCAAAAUAAGAACGAUAAGAUUCUAGACUUGUCAAGUGUGAGUGUGAGUUCGAGCAAUGUUACAACGAGUGUUAUUCAGAGCACGAGUGAAAGGACAGGUGACUCGAGUGUAAGAGUGAGCGCUUCGGAGAAAGCUUUUAAUCAUACUUCACCUAGCGGGAAAGAGGCCAUGUCUCAUGUGCCGUUAAAUCGUAAACAAAGACUGCUACAGAGUCCUGAAUACAACAGGAACUGUGAAUCUUACGAUUCAGUAAUUAAACAGACUGAUACGAGAUACCAGUCGCAAGGAACUGAGAAGAGCAAGUGCAACAGUGGCGGGGCUGUAGCAGUGAGUGAGAAGCCCCCGCCGAGAGAGAGAGACACAGACAAAGAGACUACGACGGCUACGGACAUCUUGAGUCAGAUCAUCAGCGAGUCUCUGAUGUCACCUCCGCAAGUUCCAUACAACCAACCUCCUGUGAAGCCCAAGGAAGAAGUGAAGAACCAAGGAGUCCUUAAGGACCAGGAGUUGUUGUACGACGUCAUGCAGGAUUUGAAAGAGCUUAAUCACCUUAGUAGUGGCGGAAGGGACACCAAGAGCACCAGUUUUACCGGAGCUUCGUGGUCUUACCCUGCCAAAUCUUUGGACACUCCCAAAACUACUCCGUACCACGCAGAGUAUCUCAACUAUCUACAACACUCAGGGACUCCUAAAGACACUCACGCCACACCUCCCUCGCCCCAGUUGCCUUACUCUAGGCAUAAUACCAGCCCCUACGAUAACUCGGCAUAUGUAAAUGAAGUUAGUAAAUCCUUGUACAGUCACCCGUCUCAUAGGAGUAAUCAGAGCUUACCCUCACUACCUUCAACGCCCACUAACAAAUCAUCACAUAUGAACCAGAUGAAGAACCAUCCGAACACAGGCAUUUCAACAGGCUUACCACAUAGGUUUAUGGGACAGAUGGACUACAACAGUGACGAUCCUCAUCUAAUGGGUUUGGCGUCCAGUUUGCAGUACGGCCUGAGUAACUGGCAAUACCCAGGAAGUGAAUCGCAGUCGCAGUCUCACCAGUGAAUCCAAGAUUAACCAGCUGUUAACAGACACAGAUUAUAUUCUUUUAUAGAGAAUUAAGAUUUACCAUUUAGAAAUUUAUAUAAAACUAUAGUAUUAUUAUAUUCUCAACAGAGCAGGCCAAACAGUUUCGUUCUCCCAAAUUUGGAUCAGAAAGUAAUUGGUAGACUCAGUUGUACCGAUUUAUGUGUAAUUCAAGAAUGGCAGACCUGCAAGUCAAGUUUUAUUAUGCUUUAAAGAUAGUAUGCAGUUAUGUAAAAUUGGAAAAAAAAUUGUGAGUGAAAAUAAAAGUGAUAGGCUAGUCAUUGUUGAUUUUGUGGAUGUUUAUGAAAUGUCUCUUUAGUAAGCUAGUCUUCAUGCUAAAACUUUUUUCAUAUUUAUAAAAAAAUGCAAAAGAAUGUUUUGAAAACUACAUUUUUUUGUAUUGGGUGUACUUUUUAUUGUAGGAAAAAAAGUAACUAAAACUGUUUUCUGUCUUCUUUGAAUGACUAAAUUAUUCAUUGAAUAAUGUUUUUUAGGCUUGAAUUCAAGUGGGAACCGUGUUAGAAUAAAAACUCAUCGAAGCUGAGAUUUUUUUAAACAAGCUGAAAGUAAUGAAUUCUGAAUACUGAUGCAACUGAAUCAUACAAUAAGAGUCUACCAAUAUUUUCCCCUUCUUGUUUACUUAGUAAACAGAAUUCGUGAAAAAUAUAACUGCUUUAUUAAAGUUAAGUUUUGAAUUUAAAACACUGAUUUGAGUCAUUGUGGUCACGUCUUUAUUGUCUCGUCUGUUUUUGUUCUGUAGCAACAAUUUUUUACAAUUUAUUUAUUAUUAAUAUUCUUAUAUUGUGUUUCCAUUGUAUUUUUAUCGCCUGUGGACAUGGCCUGUGUAGAUGUAAUUUAUUUGAUUUAUUUAUUGCAUUUUAUUUAUUAUAUUUAACUGUUUGUAUUUAAAUCAUCUACGAGGUUUGUUUCUGAUUUGUAACGUGACGAUGAAAAAAUGUUAACAAAAACAUAAAAAUUCAAUGCAUUUUGUAGAAAAUUCGUUUAAUUUUGUAUUUGGUAAAAUAUUAUUAGUAUAUAAAAGUUCCUUUGCAGUGUUAGAUUAUCAGACCAAUAUCGUUUUUAAUUAUGUAAGAUCGUGUUUUCCUUUUAAAAAUCAACACUGUUUAGAAUUUUGAGCAAAAGAACUGUUUGGAAUAUAAUAAAAUCAUUAAGACUGUAGGUUAAUAGGUUUGUAUAUUAUAUGUUGUGUAUUUUGUGUUGUAAAGUAAAUGUUUAUUUCCCUGUUUUAGAUUUUGUAUUUGAAAACCAAGAAAUAUAGAAACAUUAAUAAGA
Molecule: messenger RNA, 4527 nt
Organism: Macrosteles quadrilineatus (aster leafhopper)
Lineage: Eukaryota; Metazoa; Arthropoda; Insecta; Hemiptera; Cicadellidae
Product: ubinuclein-2-like
Exons: 21
Coding region: 88-3213 (1041 amino acids)
Cellular component (GO): nucleus
Source: RefSeq, a predicted model, not a curated record